Talaromyces amestolkiae is the source of this 630-nucleotide messenger RNA. RefSeq lists its product as uncharacterized. Lineage: Eukaryota; Fungi; Ascomycota; Eurotiomycetes; Eurotiales; Trichocomaceae. The record is from RefSeq and is a predicted model, not a curated record. The transcript has 4 exons. Gene Ontology annotation, biological process: mycotoxin biosynthetic process. Bases 1 to 630 code for a protein of 209 amino acids.
AUGCUCAUCGCUUCGAUUGUGAUUUGGUACCGAGUUGCCUUGCAGUUGAAGAAGUUUAGUUGUGACGUGCGCGAGGAAGAUAAUUUCGAACCUGACCUGAGGUUCUCGAGCCGUGUCACCUUCCAACCUCAUCAUUUCUAUGGUGGACCCCCAACAGAUGAGACAAAUGAGAUGUGGCGAAUGUUAGAGCCUCCUGGUGAUGGAAUUGUCACUAUCCCGAAACAAUACACCAAAGACCUCCAUCCCUCAUUGGAGGACAAGGAAAAUCCAAACAAUCUCAUAUACGGUGUUUCCAUGUUUCAUCAACUUCAUUGUCUAAAUUUCUUGAGAUUGGCAUAUUUCGACGACGCAAUCAAAGAUUUGACACCUGAAGAAAUACCAAUCCACCGCGAUCAUUGUUUGAAUUAUAUCCGGCAGGCCAUCAUGUGCAACGGCGACGCGACAUUUGAAAGUGUCAACCACCAAGGAGUAUUGGAUGGAAUGGGAGCUACUCAUCAGUGCCGAAAUUUUGAACUCAUUUUCUCUUGGGCAUAUGAGCAUAGGCAGACGAAGAACGGCGCGGGAUACAAGCCUGAGGAAAUCUUGACUCACUCACCAGCAAAACAGAAUAAUUAUGAUAUUGAUGAGUAA